CAAUGAGUCAACGAGUACGAAACUGUUACCUCGAUCACUGUUCCGAAAGUGUUCGAAGGUGAAUCGUUGUCGGGUUUGAACAGCUAGGCUUGGACGACACAACCGUACGAAAGAAGCUUGUGCGCACACUGCGAAUGUUUCUGCUGACACGAUGUCUCGACGGAGGCUUGUCGAGAUCCCCUUUCUAGUGUGUGGCGAGGCGGCGGCAAAACGGACCAUUGGGUCGGCGCGAUCGAUCGCGUUCGAUCCCUGUUUCCGUUUCUUCCGCCGAACCACGGAACGGGUUGGCGUGAACCGGAAUGGGAACACGAUUGGGACUGCAAUCGGUUCGGCGGCGCGCUUUUCCACCGGGAGCGGGGGAUCCUCGUACUCGGCCAGCGGACCCAGCCAGCAGCUGAAAUCCUGGGAGAGUGGCGCGAGGAUGGUCCAGAACACCACGGUCGAGAACAAAUACCUGGAACACAUCCGGGAGGUCCACGACCCGUCGCAGCACAUCAAAACGAUCGAGGACGAGCUCAAGGGAAGCAUCGGAAAGGCCCUGGGCAAGCAGGGCCAGAAGGUGCUGAUGUACGCCCGCCUCAUGGAGGAGGAACGACAGCGGUACCAGGACCUGCUGCUGGAACUCCGGGGGCAAGCCCGAGAAGCAGAACCACACACGCCAUCGCCGGCGGUCGAACGGACCGACGACGUCGAUCGCCAUCCGGAACUCUCGAAGAUCGCGAUUUCCCACAACGAGUACCGCGAGCAGUGCCUCCACGCCCGGUGGGAGCUCAUCGUUCACCGCCAGGCGGUUGGAUUCAUCGUCGGGAACCACAAGUACGUCACGGACAAGUUUCCCGUGGGGGACGCGCUCCCGGUACCAUCCGAAGACGGAGAGGACGAGCGAGCAACCGCCGCUGCCAGCGCAGAAAAGAGCAAGAAGAAAAAGGUGUUUACGGACCAGCUGGACUGGUGGCAGCGGAUAGGGAGAUAGAAGUAGUGUUGCACAAUUAUUCUAUUGCUAUUCGGCAUGGUACUUCCAAUGU
Messenger RNA from Pseudo-nitzschia multistriata, 1025 nucleotides. The record is from the annotation of a GenBank genome assembly. Lineage: Eukaryota; Bacillariophyta; Bacillariophyceae; Bacillariales; Bacillariaceae.